Molecule: messenger RNA, 1116 nt
Organism: Leptosomus discolor (cuckoo roller)
Lineage: Eukaryota; Metazoa; Chordata; Aves; Leptosomiformes; Leptosomidae
Gene: MRPS30
Product: mitochondrial ribosomal protein S30
Biological process (GO): translation
Cellular component (GO): ribosome; mitochondrial large ribosomal subunit; mitochondrion
Molecular function (GO): structural constituent of ribosome
Source: RefSeq, a predicted model, not a curated record
CCGGAGCCCGCGGCGGGAGCGGUGCCGUACCUGGAUAUGGGCGAGCUGCGCUCUCUCGCCUGCGACGCCCUCCUGCAGGAGAGCUUCUACCAGAAUAAGAAGAGGCCGUUCCUCUACCGCGAUCAGGACCAUACGCCCGGCCCGUUCCUUACGCAGCUCGUUUCCACCCUCGCCGCUUUCCUGUGCGGUCGCAACCCGCUGCUGGCUGCCUCCUCUCUUGAUCUAAAACCUGAAGUUAACUAUUACUGGCAUCAUGGUGAGGAAGUUGUUGUUCAUGGACAUCGAAAGGGUAGAGUUGAUCCUGUGCGAUUUCAGAUAGAUGAUAAACCGCACCUCCAGAUCCGUGUUCCAAAGCAACUUCCAGAGAUUGUACCUCUGGAGUCAGAUCUUGGAGAUGUUCCUGUUGUUGAUCACAAACCAUCCAAACUGCCGUUGUUCAAAAAGCAGUAUGAAAACAAGGUAUUUAUAGGAUCAAAGGUAGCAGAUCCAUGCUGUUAUGGACACACCCAGUUUCAUCUUAUUCCUGAUAAACUAAAAAGGCAGAGGUUUGUAAGAGCACAUCUUGAGGAUCAGAUUGAAGUUGUUUAUCGAGCUAAUGGUAUUGCAAGUCUCUUUGCCUGGACAGCAGCACAAGCAAUGUAUCAAGGGUUCUGGAAUGAAGCAGAUGUGACCCGCCCUUUUGUAUCACAGGCAGUAGUGACUGAUGGAAAAUACUUUGCUUUCUUUUGUUACCAGCUAAAUACUUUAGCACUAACUGUAGAAACUAUUCAGAAUAACCCUCGGAAGAAUAUUUGUUGGGGUACAGACAGUAAGCCAUUGUAUGAUGUUGUGGAAGAUGGUACUGUGAAAGGCUUUAAUGAUGAAGUUCUACUUCAGUUGGUUCGUUUUCUGUUAAACAGACCAAACCAGCUGUAAAUCAUUAGUGUUCCUGUUUAUGUGCCUGAACUUCAUUGUAACUCCAUGAAGUGUGGGCUAGAAUGCCUUGUUCUUAGCCAAGUAUUUGUCUAGCAAACACUAUAUGCAUCUUUCAUGAUAUUUGGGUCUUAAUUCUUUAUUUUAAAUGUAUGAUUCUGUACACUGAAAAAUAAAUCUCUAGAAUACCUUAAUGUCUUUUGU